Rhinolophus ferrumequinum (greater horseshoe bat) is the source of this 1848-nucleotide messenger RNA. Its product is annotated as cytochrome b-245 chaperone 1. The coding region runs from base 271 to 834 and encodes 187 amino acids. The record is from RefSeq and is a predicted model, not a curated record. NCBI's taxonomy places the organism in Eukaryota, Metazoa, Chordata, Mammalia, Chiroptera, Rhinolophidae. The transcript is spliced from 8 exons.
CUCCCCACCCUGCGGGUGCGGAAGUCAGACGACCCGCCUCCAACCCCGGAAGUCAGCCCUCACCCUGCCCCGCGGGUCCGGAAGUCAGUCGGCCCGCCCCCAACCCUGGAAGUCAGCGGACCCAGGCCUCCCCUGCUGCGUCCGCCGGUCUGCGUUUUCGAGAAUAUCUGGGCAGCGACUCAGAGCCGGGUCCCGGGGGCCAGCGUCUUGACUGUACUGGUCUGCAGGCUCCUGGUCUCCUGUUGAGAGUGGUGCCCACACGGUCCAGGGAUGUACAUGCAGGUGGAGACGCGUACCAGCUCCUGCCUUCAUUUGAAGAGGGCUCCGGGCAUCAGAUCCUGGUCUCUGCUAGUUGGAAUAUUGUCGAUUGGCCUGGCUGCUGCCUACUACAGUGCAGAUAGUCUGGGCUGGAAGCUCUUCUAUGUCACGGGCUGCCUGUUCGUGGCCGUACAGAACCUGGAGGAGUGGGAGGAAGCUGUCUUUGACAAGAGCACUGGGAAGGUCGUGCUGAAGACGUUUAGCUUGUAUAAGAAGCUGCUGACUCUUUCCAGAGUCGGCCAUGACCAAGUGGUGGUCCUGUUGAAUGACAUCCGGGACGUGAACGUGGAGGAAGAGAAGGUGCGGUACUUUGGGAAAGGCUACGUGGUGAUGCUGCGCUUUGCGACGGGCUUCUCCCACCCCCUCACCCAGAGCGCUGUCAUGGGCCACCGCAGUGACGUGGAAGCCAUCGCCAUGCUCAUUGCCACCUUCCUGGAGCUGCACCGCCUUGAGAGUCCCAUGGAGCUGUCUCAGAGCAGCGACAGCGAGGCCGACGGCCCUGAGAGCCAGAGCUGACCCCCCUGGAGCCCCUGGCCUUGGUUCUGACAGCACUUCGGCAGGCCUGAUGGGCCACCUGCCCAUCUCCCUCCUCACCCGACUGAGUCCCUGGCAGCCCCAGGGAGGCAUUCUGCUGCUUGAUCUGCCCUCUGAGCAAAACCACAGCUGGACCUUCUCUGCAGCCUCCAACGGGUGCAGGAAGGGCAUAGGCCUCCUGGAAACACAGUGCCUGAACAGUGUCGGUGUGACAGGGCUGGGGCCAGCAUUCCUGCCGAGAUGGAGCACUGGAGUGGGGAGGUUUGCCAGCUCACGUCCCACGGGGAUCCAGCGCGCAGGUUACAGUGGUGCUUCAGCAGGCCAGCGUGGGGCCAGCGGCUGGGUCAGGCUCUGCAGACACGGAGGCCAGCGUGUUCCUGGGAUCCCAGCGUCUUCUCCGACCGGCCCCACACAGCAUCCUUCUCCUGUCCAGACGUCCCCAGUAGUCACAAGUGCUUGCCUGUGGACACUGUGGGGCUCUUCUGGUUGCUGCAAACCGCUCUGUACCAAGGUGGCUCAUCUCGUAUCCAAGCAGGACUACAGCUGGGCUAUCACGGGGAGCAGCCCCUCCCUCCCCUCAGCCCAGGCCAAGGCUACUUGGCAAGAAAAGAGGUUAUCUUGUCCAGCGUCAUGCAUUCAAACCAGGACCUCGCCCUUAGAAAUCAGAGUCCCAGCUUCUCUCAACCCUGGGAAGACCUGGCAGUUGGGCUUGUUGGUAUGUGGCAGGAAGUGGGCUGUGCCCAUGCAAGCUGGACCCCGAGAGAAGAAGCUUCAAAGCUGCAUCUGGGAACUGCCGGGGAGAGCUCAGGAAACCGGGGAUCGCCCAAAUCAGGGCUGCAGCUGUCUGGGGGACAGUAAGGACAGCAGUUGCUGGCAUCUUCUCUUCUCGGCAGCCAGCCCUUAGUUUGGGAACAGUCAUUUAAAGCUGCCCACUUAGGUUUUUCAAUGGCCAAAUCUGAAAUGCUUUUUCCCUAAAAUAAAGAGUGAAAUGCUGUA